UCGGUUGGGAAUGCUGGAGUCAUUUGAUCUUGAAUCAUAUGACACAUGCGAAUCUUGUUUAUUGGGUAAGAUGACCAAGUCUCCUUUCACCAGACAUGGUGAAAGAGCUGGUGAUCUUCUGGAACUCAUUCACAGCGAUGUGGACACCCCUGGGUUAGCCUCACUUGACAGGAUCACCCUUGCACUCCGGUUAUCAUAUCGAAACGAUUCUGGGUCAAUAUGGUCAGCGAGGCUCGUUCUACAAACUGUCCGGAAUUCUGCCUGCAGAACGGUCGACCGUGACCUACCGGCGGUCGACCAUGGGCUAUGUUCUGGGUUUGGGUCAGAAACGGUCCACCGUGGUAUUCCGUCAUGGUUGACGGUCGACCGUCCCGGCGGUGACCGCUGGACUGGCCGAGGGCCGGUCUAUAGGGCGUUACAAUCAAUCUACGGAUUAAAGCAAGCCUCACGGAGUUGGAACAUCUGCUUUCACGAAACUGUCAUCGGCUUUGGUUUUGAAAGAAAUUCGGAUGAAUCUUGUGUAUACAAGAAGGUCAGUGGGAGUGCUGUAGUCUUCCUUGCUCUGUAUGUUGACGACAUACUGCUAAUAGGAAACAAUAUUCCUACUUUAACAACUGUCAAAACAUGGUUGAGUAAGAGUUUCUCUAUGAAGGACUUGGGAGAUGCCAGUUAUGCACUUGGCAUAAGGAACUAUAGGGAUAGAUCACAGAAGCUGUUAGGUCUCAGUCAAAAAGAAGUAGAACGCAUGAGAAAUGUUCCUUAUGCGUCGGCCAUUCGAUCCAUCAUGUAUGCGAUGGUAUGUAGGAGACCUGAUGUCGCCUUUUCUCUAAGUGUCACGAGUAGAUACCAGUCCAACCCUGGCGAAAGCCAUUGGACGGCUGUGAAGAACAUCCUUAAGUACUUCCGUAGGACUAAGGAUGCCUUCCUUGCAGGGUAUGUGUUUUGUUUGAAUGGCGGAGCUGUUACCUGGAAGAGUUACAAGCAAAAUACUACUGCUGAUUCCACUAAAGAAGCAGAGUACAUGGCUGCAGCCGAGGCAGCCAAGGAAGGUGUGUGGCUCAAGAAUUUUAUUACUGAGCUUGGAGUGGUUCGUAGCAUCAAGAACCCUAUAUCGUUGUUUUGCGACAACAAUGGGGCAAUUGCACAAGCAAAAGAACCUCGGUCUCACCAAAAGACCAAACACAUCAAACGCAAACGGAUUGCAAUUCAGACCCGUUCGGGGGAAAAAGCGCGUACCGUUCAGAGAAUGAGUCAAGCAGCAGGAAACGACGGACAGCCUGUCCUAGAGGGGGUGCCUGAGCACCGUGGCGACCUUGCAGUCGCAUUACAUCAGGAUUCCGCCUACGACUGGUGGAAGCGCGUGGGAGCGGACGUCCCGGAGCCCGUUCAGUGGGCCACUUUUGACCGACUCUUCCAUGAAGAGUACAUCCUGGAGCACUUCACCGAGGCGAAGCGGGAGGAGUUCUUGAAGUUCACCCAUGGUGAACUCACACUGCCUGAGUAUCGUAAGAAGUUUGACAAGCUCGUGGGGUUUGGGCAAGACCUCGUAUCGACCAUGGAGAAGCGGUGCAAACGCUUCAUGGAGGGUUUACGUCCCGACUUAUCGGCUCAUCUGAUCACUGCCCCUCGAGUUGAUAUCAACACAUUGUUCAAGCAUGCGUUGGACAUGAAUGCGGCCCUCAUUAAGAAGGCUGAGUAUGAGCAGAUGCAGGGGGCGCCAGCGACACCAUCUCGUCCUCCUCCACCCAGAAGGCGGGGACCAGUAGCAAGAGGUCCUUUGCAACACCUAGCAGCUCCCACCAGAGCAAGAAGGCUAAGGCAGCGCCAGCGCAGUCAUCCACGUCCGUUCAGAAGAAGGGCAAGAGCGCAGAUGGGUUUCGCAACCCGAUCUGCGACCAUUGUGGGCGCAGGCACCCGGGAGAGUGCUGGUUCACUCAGGGUCUAUGCCUUGGGUGUGGCCAGGCCGGGCAUUUCCGUAGAGAUUGUCCGAAGAAUCCGGGUGAGGCAUUCUCAUCUGCACCAGCUGCCUCAGCUCCAGCAGCGCAACCCGCACAUAGCUAGAACCUUGAUUGAUCCGGGUUCCACUUUAUCAUAUGUUUGUAUGCCUAUGCCUGUAAUGCCUAACAUUCCAAGGGAGGACUUGGACAACCCAGUAAUUGUGUCCAACCCAUUGGGACACAGUUUACGACUCACCCAUGUGUAUCACGAUUGUCCAUUAGUGGUCCAGGGGAAGACUUUCCCUGCAAGUCUCAUUGAGCUUCCACAUCGUGAGUUUGAUGUUAUUCUAGGCAUGGAUUGGCUCACUGCCAACCAAGCUGUUGUUGACUGUGGAGCGCAUACUGUUCGACUGAGAGCCGAAGACGGUAGUGACGUUCUGAUCCGUGGUGAGCUUCUUCCGAAAGCUCCAGAAUUUAUUUCCUACAUUCAUGCUCGCCGACUCAUUCGCAAGAAGUGUGAAGCAUUUUUUUGCAUAGUGCGUGACACUCAUCAGGAGGCACCUAGUAGGGGAGACAUCCCUACGCCUACAUUACAGCAGCAGAUAGCAUCAGCCCAGGGUAGCGAUGAUUUCUGUAUCCAGACCGUUGAGCUCGUCUCUCGAGGAGAGAAGCCAGACUUUGCAGUUCGGGAUGGAAGUUUGCCUAUGGUCCAAGGCAUGAGUCUUUCCAAGACUCAGGGUGCUUCUACUCCAGAAGAAGUAGAACGCAUGAGAAAUGUUCCUUAUGCGUCGGACAUUGGAUCCAUCAUGUAUGUGAUGGUAUGUAAGAGACCUGAUGUCGCCUUUUCUCUAAGUGUCACGAGUAGAUACCAGUCCAACCCUGGCGAAAGCCAUUGGACGGCUGUGAAGAACAUCCUUAAGUACUUCCGUAGGACUAAGGAUGCCUUCCUGGCAGGUUAUGUGUUUUGUUUGAAUGGCGGAGCUGUUACCUGGAAGAGUUACAAGCAAAAUACUACUGCUGAUUCCACUAAAGAAGCAGAGUACAUGGCUGCAGCCGAGGCAGCCAAGGAAGGUGUGUGGCUCAAGAAUUUUAUUACUGGGCUUGGAGUGGUUCCUAGCAUCAAGAACCCUAUACCGUUGUUUUGCGACAACAAUGGGGCAAUUGCACAUGCAAAAGAACCUUGGUCUCACGAAAAGACCAAACACAUCGUUAGACGUUAUCACAUUAUAUGAGAAAUCGUUGCACGCGGGGACGUUGAGAUUUGCAAGAUAGGUAUAGACGAUAAUAUUGCAGAUCCGUUGACGAAGGCUUUGGGAAAGCCUAAACACGAGAGUCAUACGUGGUCCAUGGGCAUUCGAGAAAUGCUUGAUUAGCCUUAGGGCAAGUGGGAGAUUGUUGUAUUUAGGUGCCCUAGCGGCAAUCAAAUACCUAUGUAACU
Messenger RNA from Cuscuta campestris, 3375 nucleotides. The record is from the annotation of a GenBank genome assembly. Lineage: Eukaryota; Viridiplantae; Streptophyta; Magnoliopsida; Solanales; Convolvulaceae.